This is a messenger RNA of Hibiscus syriacus, 1754 nucleotides long. Its product is annotated as probable polygalacturonase. The transcript has 5 exons. Bases 109 to 1608 code for a protein of 499 amino acids. Lineage: Eukaryota; Viridiplantae; Streptophyta; Magnoliopsida; Malvales; Malvaceae. The record is from RefSeq and is a predicted model, not a curated record. Gene Ontology annotation, biological process: carbohydrate metabolic process. Gene Ontology annotation, molecular function: polygalacturonase activity.
UUGCGUUUUUACUCCACAAAGAUCAUCUCUAAAAAAAACGGACACCCUUUUGCUUGUAACAGAGGAAGAUCCUUUGUCCAUGUCGCAAAACCAGACCCAUCUUGUUUCAUGAAAAUGGUGGAGCCAUUUUUUCCGGUCGGGAGGUUUCAGUUGCAGCGAAAAAGGGUGGAGCUUAAGAGAUGGGUGGCGACAUUCAUCUCUUCGCAUCGGAAUUUACUUACUGUCCUCUGGAUCGUGGCUUUCUGUUCCUUUUUUUUGUGGCAACGAAAUGUUGUUGUCGAGCCGGGGCUUUCCUUGAGUGGGAAACCGUGGUCCGGUCGGCCCGUGCCGAAGAUGCGGGCUCUCGCGUUUAAUUUGACCGAUUUCGGCGGUGUAGGCGAUGGGGUGACGGUGAAUACGGAGGCGUUUGAAACCGCCGUGUCGGUGAUCUCGAAGCUUUGGGAGAGAGGUGGUGGGCAGCUCAAUGUGCCGCCUGGGAAGUGGCUUACGGCGCCGUUUAAUCUCACUAGUCGUAUGACUUUGUUCCUAGCUGAGGAUGCUGAGAUUCUUGGUAUCCAGGAUGAGAAGCAAUGGCCAUUAAUGCCUCCAUUGCCCUCAUACGGGCACGGAAGAGAGCAUCACGGAUCUCGGUAUGGGAGUUUAAUCCACGGUCAAAACCUCAAAGAUGUUGUUAUAACCGGGCAUAACGGUACCAUAAACGGACAGGGUCAAUCAUGGUGGAAGAAGUAUCGUCAACAGCUACUCGACCACACCAGGGGUCCACUUGUGCAGAUUAUGUGGUCUAGUGACAUCGUAAUCGCUAAUAUAACGUUACGCGAUUCUCCCUUUUGGACUUUUCAUCCGUAUGAUUGCAAGAACGUAACAGUCAGGAACGUUACCAUCCUGGCUCCUAUAUAUGGAGCCCCAAACACCGAUGGAAUCGAUCCUGAUUCGUGCACGGAUGUAGUAAUCGAAGAUUGCUACAUAAGCGUUGGAGAUGAUGCAAUUGCAAUAAAGAGUGGGUGGGAUCAAUAUGGCAUAGCUUACGAACGACCUUCAAGAAACAUUCUCGUCCGAAACCUCGUUGUACGCUCUAUGGUUAGUGCUGGCAUAUCAAUCGGCAGUGAGAUGUCAGGUGGGGUAUCCAAUGUCACUGUAGAGAACCUCCUUGUCUGGAGUUCUCGCCGUGCGGUUCGAAUCAAGACUGCUGCUGGAAGAGGUGGAUACAUUAGAGACAUAACCUACCGAAAUCUAACAUUCGAUAAUGUCCGAGUUGGAAUCAUUAUGAAGACAGACUACAACGAGCACCCUGAUGGUGAUUUCAACCCAAAAGCCCUCCCGAUAGUUAAGGACAUAAGCUUCACAGGGAUACGCGGUCAAGGAGUCCGUGUUCCCGUUCGUAUACAUGGUAGUAAAGAUAUUCCUAUAAGAAACGUGACGUUUAGGGAUAUGUCCGUCGGGUUAACGUAUAAGAAGAAGCACAUAUUCCAGUGUGGCUUUGUUCAAGGCCGCGUAAUCGGCACCAUCUUCCCCGUUCCUUGCGAAAACCUCGACAUAUACAACGAAGAGGGGCAACUCGUGAAACGUUCUGCAGCCCGGAACGUAACCGAUGUAGAUUAUGACAUAUGACAAGACAUCAGCUCGCCGGCAGCCGGCCAUUCUUUCCGGGAUCGAAGCUCAAAGGUGAAACAAGAUUGGAGAAAUGCAUGGGCUUUGAUUCAUAGAAUUAUGUAGGGAAAAUUAUCUAGUAGUUUAUACAUUUUCAUCAGCUUAAU